AUGGCUACGAACGGAGCGCAGCAGACCUACCACCCCGAGGAGGUCCUCCAGGCCAUGCUGACCAUGCGGGGUGGGGACUCGGACAAGAAGCAGAAGGCCCACGAGUACCUUGGUGGAUUCCAGAAAUCGACGGGCGCAUGGACGACCACUAUUACGAUAUUACAGUCCAACGCAGAGGCCGAUGCCAAGCUCUUCGCCGCGACGACCCUGAGAGGAAAGAUAACAUACGACCUCUCAACCCAGGUUCCUGCGAUAGAGCAUGCGGCUGUGCGAACGCAACUACUAGAACUCCUGAAGCUGUUCGCGCCGGGACCUAAGCCCAUCAGAGUUCAGCUCUGCGUCUGUCUGGCAAUACUCGCGAUACAGAUGACGGAGUGGAAGGAUGUUCUUCCUCUAGUGGUAUCUUCGCUUGGUAAUCAUCCUGGAAGUCAUGCCUGCAUACUGGACUUCCUCCGGGUUCUACCAGAAGAAGUGACCGAGGGGCGCAAAAUCACCUUGACAGAAGAUGAACUCAACGCGAGGACCACAGAACUCCUUGGAGACAAUGCGCCUCAGGUGGUUCAACUCCUUAUCAACUACGCCCACUCGUCUCCGGAAGCUGCUUCCAAUCCGCAACUGCUCGAGUGCAUUACGUCCUGGCUGCGGGAGGUCCCUGUCAAUGAAAUCGUCAGCUCACCUCUGUUGAACAUCGUCUUCAAUGCUCUGGAGUCAGACUCGUCCUUCCAAGAAGCCGCGGAAUGUUUGUCGACUAUGGUCAAAGAAACGAGGGAAGUGGAUGACAACAUCGACACUAUCCAGGUGCUUCUACCAAGGAUCCUUGCUUUGAGACCGAAGAUCCAGAAGUUUGUCGAGGAAGAGGAUGCCGAGUCCUACAAAUCUUUGACAAAGGUGUUAGCUGACGCAGGUAUCUCUUGGGUCGUAGCCAUUGCUCGCGAGACCAGCCAUUUCAGGCCGUUGGUUGACACCAUUCUCGAGUGUGCCGCCAGAGACAAAGAUAGGGACGUCAUCGAGUACACCUUCGACUUUUGGUAUGAACUCAAGCAGUACCUGGUUCUGGAGCGAUAUAUACAAGCGCGUAUGGAACUGUUGGACGUGUAUUCGAAGCUGGUCGACAUCCUUCUGAAUCACCUCCAAUAUCCCGAGUCGGAAUCCGGUAACGAAGGAGACCUGUUCAAUGGAGACCGGGAAGCGGAAGAGAAAUUCCGCGAAUUCCGACACCACAUGGGGGACACUCUCAAGGACGCCUGUGAGGUGAUGGGUGUGACCGAAUGCCUCACGAAGGUACUGGAAUCCAUCACACUAUGGAUGCAAAAGUACGCCGGCAUGGCGAGUGGUGCCAAUGUGCCUCUUUGGCAGAAACUGGAAGCUCCUUUAUUCUCCAUGCGCGCCAUGGGCCGCAUGGUGGAUAAAGAUGAGAACAUCGUUCUGCCCCAGCUCAUGCCGCUCUUGGUGCAGAUGCCGAGUCACGAAAAGCUACGGUUUGCGACGAUCAUGGUACUGGGAAGAUAUACGGAGUGGACUGCUGCACACCCCGACUUCCUGAGUCCACAGUUCAAUUACAUCGUAUCAUCCUUCGACACAAGCUCUAAAGAGAUUGUUCGAGCUGCUGCCAUGGCGAUCAAGUACUUCUGUACAGACUGCAAAGAUCUGCUGAGCGAACAAGUCAUCCAAUUACAACAAUUCUACGACCAGAUCAUCGACAAGCUUCCCGAGAUCAGUCAAGAAGAGAUCACCGAAGGAGUGGCCAGUGUCGUUUCGGUACAGCCGAAGAGCGAAAUCUACAAGCUCCUGAAACUCUUCUGCGAGCCGCUCGUACAGAGGCUGAUGGUGAAAGCGAAUAAUGCGACAGACAAGGAGGGGAAGCUAGCGGUUGCGGACCACAUCCAGCUACUCACCAUGUUUGUCCAGAUCGUCGUCAUCGUUCCACCUGUCGAAAGGGGGGAAGAAGACCCCGCGGUCAAGUAUUGGCAAGAGGUUUUCCCUAUCCUAGCCAAGAUUUUGGAGAGCUUCAUGGACUUCCCUCCGAUCUGUGAGAGAGUCUGCCGCUGUUGGAGGCUAAUGGUGAUAUCCCACAGAGGAGCCAUGGCACCAAUAUUGCCGGAAAUGGCAAACAAGUUGGCAACUGGAUUUGCCACUUCGAAGCAAGGCUGCUUCCUGUGGGUUACUGGCGCCAUACUACGGGAAUUUUCCGACGACCGAGAGCAUGUCGACGAGGCAAUGACAGAACACAUCUACGUGUUCUUCGAGGCUCAAGCAACGAAUGUACUGCGGUAUAUUAGUGAUCUAUCACCGCAGGAGUUGCCUGACGUUGCCGAAGACUUCUACCGCCUUGCUCUCGAUGGCCUGCUAUACUAUCCCCAGAAGUUCAUUCCGUCCCCAGUAUUUGCGCCCGUCUUCGAAGCAGCCAUCUCGAUACUCGUUCUGGAGCAACGUGAGCCUGUGUCGGCCACUCUCCACUACAUCCGCGAUGUUCUGUCCUGGGGGGCGAAGUACUCACCGUCUUCAUUUGAGUAUCUAUCACCGGCGGUUGCGGAACAGAUGGGAAGCAUUGUGAAGCAACUGCUAGUUGCUCAAGGCGAGAUGCUGGUGAAGCGCAUUCUCGCCGGCAUGAUGAUCACCUUCCCGGGAGAUUGUUUUGCCGAUGCGAGUGGUGCCUUGCUUACCCUGUUCGAGAUAUUACCAGACCAGACGGCAGCGUGGGUAGAUCAAACACUCCGCAUGCUCCCUCCCGGCACCGUCUCUCCGGUCGAAGUUGACCGCCUCAUGGUUAAGAUCAAGGGCCGGCUUAAUGCCAACGAUACUGGUGAUGUUCGCCAGAUUCGCUCAAUCAUGCAAGAUUUCACCAAUACCUACCGUAGGAGAUACGUCGCUCCCCGGGAUGGACUUGGCCAGUUGGAGGGAUCGCGGUUCCGGUUCACUGGUUGA
Molecule: messenger RNA, 2925 nt
Organism: Anthostomella pinea
Lineage: Eukaryota; Fungi; Ascomycota; Sordariomycetes; Xylariales; Xylariaceae
Source: the annotation of a GenBank genome assembly